AUGUCUGCCAUACACACUCGAUCCAGACCAUCGAUAGCACACGAUCCGGGUCCUUCCUACCGCGCGAUCGACGACUAUGAGAUGGACUACGAGACAUCCGCACUCAUCGCGCAGCUCGCGCUACAAGACAUCGAACAGGCCUAUUCAUCCCGCAAAGGAAAAUCGCGCUUCGGCGCAGGCUUGACGGACGAGGAGGUGGCGUAUCAGCUCCAGCUCGAGAGCUUCCAGCGGCUUCUGGCUGAAUCUGAGGAUGCGAAGCUUGCGAGGAGUCUUGAUGCGGCUGUGUGCGCUGAUGCGGUGUAUUUGGAGGCGGUUAUGGUUGCUGAGGAGGCGGCUAAUGCGGAUAGGAGGGCUGCGCAGUUGCUUAGUCGCGGUGAGAGGCUUCCGAAGCCGACUGCUGCGCAGGCUCGUGUCGAGAGCAGGGGUUUUGUUAUGCAUCCGGAAUCCCAGAGGAAUUCCAUGCCUCAGCCAGCAUACGAAGUUCCUGUCAAUGAUUACGAUGAUGAUAUCUCCGAUACAGAAAGUUACAUUGGAGAAUUUGACAGAAUGCAGCUGGAAAAAUACGUCAAAUGGAAGAUGGCUGAAAGUAAGGCUAGAGUGACGGAGGGGCGACCAAAGGCAGCGCCAUCGCCAAACGCUACUGCUGGCCCAAGUGUCAAUCGAAAUAGGACAGUCGCUUGUCUCGUUUGCACCGAGAAACUGCAUAUCAUCCCUGGUGGAAUACACAACUCGAGACGAGAGCAUGUUCCCCUUGAAAUGCUGCGGCAUGAAGCCAAUCCCCUUCACCGACGUCAUCCCAUUCCUAUCAAACGAGUUGAUCAAGCUCUACAGGCAAAAGGAAAGCGAGUUCAGCGUCCCAAUUCAGGAGAGAAUCUACUGCGUUAG
This is a messenger RNA of Psilocybe cubensis, 885 nucleotides long. RefSeq lists its product as uncharacterized. Lineage: Eukaryota; Fungi; Basidiomycota; Agaricomycetes; Agaricales; Agrocybaceae. Bases 1 to 885 code for a protein of 294 amino acids. The transcript has 4 exons. The record is from RefSeq and is a predicted model, not a curated record.